Ceraceosorus guamensis is the source of this 604-nucleotide messenger RNA. Its product is annotated as UPF0041-domain-containing protein. The record is from RefSeq and is a predicted model, not a curated record. The transcript is spliced from 4 exons. NCBI's taxonomy places the organism in Eukaryota, Fungi, Basidiomycota, Exobasidiomycetes, Ceraceosorales, Ceraceosoraceae. Gene Ontology annotation, cellular component: mitochondrial inner membrane. The coding region runs from base 137 to 529 and encodes 130 amino acids. Gene Ontology annotation, biological process: pyruvate import into mitochondria.
AUUGCACUCUCAUCUCGAGCGACGCCUGAGCGAUAGGCAGCACGACGCAAGCGCAUUCACGCACAUCGCAGCAGCAGCAACAGCAACAGCAUUAGCACCAGCAUUAGCACCAGCAUCAGCAUCAGCAUCCGUCACGAUGGCGUCCACCUUCUAUCACUGGAUCAAGUCACCAGCUGGUCGGGAAUACUUCCUUUCGACGCACUUUUGGGGUCCAGCCGCCAACUGGGGCUUGCCGAUCGCAGCUCUGUUGGACCUCAAAAAGGACGAGGAGGUCAUUUCGGGUACCAUGACGGGCGCGCUGGCCUGCUACUCUCUGGUUUUUAUGCGAUUUGCUUGGCGGGUGCAACCAAGGAAUUACCUCCUCUUCGCCUGUCACGGCACAAACGCUGCCGCUCAGAUGACCCAAGGUGGGCGGUUUGUCAAUUACUUCUAUCUCGGAGGCAAGGAGAAGAAGGCCGAGGGGCAAGUGCCAGGCGUGGCCGCAUCGAGCGGCUCCGCUGUCGCCGCAACGACGGAGAAGAAAGUCUGAUGCGAAAGCGAGGUCCUCGAAAGAUACUGCUGCGAUUCUUUGCACCCAUCACAAUCAUGAUUAGGCCGCAAUGGU